AUGAAUAAUACAUCGUGUAUUUAUUUACAAGAAGAUGAAAAUUAUAGUGAAGAAAAAAGUUUAAAUGAAAAUAAAAUUUUGUUAAAGGACGAAAACAAAUUAAAAAAGAUAAAAAAGAAAAAAAAAAAAAGAGAAAAUGAGAAUGAAAAAAUAGUUUUAUUUGAAAAUAAUGAUAUAGUUGAAUAUGACGCAAAUUAUCUUUGUACAAAAAAUAAUCAUAUAGUUUUACUUGAAGAAGAUUAUUUAAGUAUUUUAGAACAUUUAAUAGAAAAAAAGUAUUAUCCUGAUAUUAAAAAAUUGAAGAAUGAAUUAAUUUCAAGAACCCAAGAUAAUAAUGAAAACCUAAUGAUAAUAGAUGAAAAUUAUAAUGGCGAUUUAAAUUAUUCUUCUGAUAAUGUUAAAGACUUGAAAACAAAUUUUGAAGAAAAAGAAAAUAUAACUAGUUAUGAUAUUUUGAACCAGUGUAAUAACAAUAAUAAUUCAUUACUAUUAUAUUCAGAUAAAAAUGAUUUUACAAAUGAAAAUGAAAAUUACAAAUUAGUUAUAUUACCUAAUGGAAAAAAACACAGAAUUAAUCUGAAUAUGAAUUUAAGAGAUUUUCAAAAAAAAUACACAUCAGAGGAUAAUAAAUCUUUUGAAUAUUUACUUAAGAAAAUGAAAAAUAAAUGUAUGGAAAAAAAUCUUUAUUCUAUAUCUAAAAGAAGUCAACAUAAUUUGUUAAUGGAAAAAAUUGAGGAUUAUACAAAAAAAGGAGUAAAUUGUCAUAUAUUGAAUACAAAUAAGUCUGAAAAUGAAUUAUAUUCUAUGAUGUUUUCUUCAAGUUUCAAAGUUAGUAAUAUUGAUAAUAUAAAAAAAAGCAAAUUAAAAAUAUGUUGUAGCAAUACAAGAUUUUCUCAAGAAUAUAAUGAAGAUAUUGAAAAGCAAAUAAAUCAAAGUGGAGAAAUAAAAGAGCUAAAAUUAUUAAAAAAAGAAAAAGAAAAUAAAGAAGAUAAAAUGAUAGAACAAGGAAAAUUUAAUUUAUUAACAAGAAAUAAUCAAUAUGAAUAUGUAAAAACUCCUUUAAUACAAGCUGGAAAGGGAAUUGAUAAAAGUCCGAUUAUAACAUGGGGAAAUAUUAUCAAUACACCAAAAUUAAUAGAAAAUGAAAAUGAAAACGAAAACGAAAAAAACGAGUUUUGUGAUGAAUCAAAUAGCUAUCGCAGUAAGCAAAAAGAGAAUGAAGAAGAUGAAGGGAAUGUCUAUAUAAAAAAUGAAUUUAAUUUACAAAAAAUAAAUAAAAGAGAGAUUAUUGCAGAAAAAUUACAGAAUAGCUUAAAAAAUAUAAAAUACAAUAAAGAAAUUUUAAAAAAAAAAAAUAUUAACUUCUUAAUAAAUAAAAAUUAUAGUUCUCGCAUGUCUUCCACUUCAUUUAAAAAUUCUGUUUUAUCUAGGCAAAGUCAAAAACGCUUAAGUGAAUUAGCUUUAAAAUCAUCUUUAGUAUCUCAAAUUUUAAAUAAAAAGAAAAAAAAAAUAGAUGGAUAA
Messenger RNA from Plasmodium relictum, 1521 nucleotides. Its product is annotated as ES2 protein, putative. The transcript has a single exon. Bases 1 to 1521 code for a protein of 506 amino acids. The record is from RefSeq and is a predicted model, not a curated record. Lineage: Eukaryota; Apicomplexa; Aconoidasida; Haemosporida; Plasmodiidae. Gene Ontology annotation, cellular component: catalytic step 2 spliceosome.